UCCUCACUUGUUUAAGGACUCGAGCUGUGAUAAUGUAGACUCCUGUAUUUGCGAAAUAAAUUCCACUAUUAUUCUGUAGAGAACUGCAGCUUCUCGGCAAACUCCAGUCAUUGGAAGGCGUGGUGUGACGCGUGCAGUUAGGUACAGAGGCAGGAAGUACUGUACUGUAGUACUCUAGAAGUCUGCUGCGAGACGACAUGUAUACAAGCUGUGCCUUUCAUUCAUAUGCACCAUGCAGAUUCCUGGCUGUUUAACUCUGUUAGCAGCGAUUACACAAAUUGUUACUGCCCCUGUGGACCAACUUCCAGACGACAAUGUGGAUAACACAGCAGUGCUUCAACUCUGCCUCCACCAGGAAGUACACAGGCCACAGGCUGCAUUGCUAAGAAGCCACUUCCUAGGGAGCCGUCCCUGCCUGGAGCUGUCUCAACCACCUGCCGCACCACAGAAACAUACAGGAAAGAAAAAUGAUCCGCAUCAUGUGAUUGGUCUUCUAAACCAGUCUAUACAAUUGUAUCUGUCACUCCCUUUUGAUGAUGUUGACUGGUUUAAUGUAACCAAAAAUGGAACAUUUCUAAUCCCGAAGAAAGAAUAUGAUGGGCAUAUACUGAUACUGCAAAAUGGAACUUUAAUUAUCCACGGUCUGAAGAAAGAGGACAGCGGGCUCUACACUGCUAGAAUUACUCAUUCAGGCUAUUCAAUAGUCAGGAUAAAUUUCAACCUCACAGUAUAUGAACGUGUUCCUCAACCAGCUAUAAGGAUUGGAUGGAAGAAGAGGACCCGUGACUGGUGUAACAUGACUCUCCAUUGUUCUGUCCCAACAAACACAUCAGUCUUGCUGUCCUAUACCUGGAUGUACAGACUCAGAGACACUAAGUAUCAGGUGUAUAAUAAUGGUGACACCACCCAGGUGUCACUGCGGCCGGAGUCCUGGGGCAUGGAGCUCCUGUGUGUAGUACACAACCCAGCAGAUCAGAAGAACGUCUCUCUCCAUGUCUGUGCAGAUCCAGAUAAUAAGGCUGAGAAUCAAGAUCUCAAUUAUUUGUGGCUCUUACUACUACCCAUCAUAAUCCUAGUACCAAUAUGUGCACCGAUACUUUGGAAAAAAUAUGGAAAAGCUGCUGCUGUUUUUGAUGGUGCUGGUGUAGGGGAUGCCUCUGAGUCUUCUGGGCGUUUUGAGGCAGCACCUCAGGCUGGAGGUGUAGCUCCUCCAUGUGAUGUGGUAGUGCCCAUCGUUUCAGCUGUAACUGGUAUAGGCGCUAUUCCUUCUUUGGUCAGUGCUCCUGGUGUUGGCGUGGAUGGUGUGUCUGAGGCACCUGUGCACAUCAAAGUGGAUCCUGCAGCUGUAGGCAUGGCCCCUUUGCAUGAAGGGUCGGAGUCCGUCGUUCUGGGUGCUUCUGGAGAUGUUUCAGGGGCUGUGCCUUCUUUGGUCGGUGCUUCUGGUGUUGGCGAGGCGGGUACUUCUCAGGAUCCUGUGUGUGUUGUAGGUGCUACCCCUUUGCAUGAAGUAGUGGAGUGCGUUCUUCUGGGUGCUUCAGGAGCCAGGACUAUUGCUUCUUUGGUCAGUGCUCCUGGUGUUGGCGUGGUGGGUGUGUCUGAGGCACCUGUGCACAUCGAAGUGGUCCCUGCAGCUGUAGACAUGGCCCCUUUGCAUGAAGUUGCGGAGUCCGUAGUUCUGGGUGCUUCUGGAGACGUUUCAGGGGCUGUUCCUUCAUUGGUUGGUGCUUCUGGUGUUGGCGAGGCGGGUACUUCUCAGGAUCCUGUGUGCAUUGAGGUGGCCCCUCCAGCUGUAGGUGCUACCCCUUUGCAUGAAAUAGUGGAGUCCGUUGUUCUGGGUGGUUCAGGAGCUGUUUCAGGGGCUGUUCCUUCUUUGGUCGGUGCUCCUGGUGUUGGCGAGGCAGGUGCUUCUCAGGAUCCUGUGUGCAUUGAGAUAGCUGGAGGUGCUACCCGUUUUUGUGAAGUAGCGGAGUCCGUUGUUCCGGGUGCUUCAGGAGCCGUUUCAGGGGCUGUUCCUUCUUUGGUCAGUGCUUCUGGUGUUGGUGAUGCGGAGGUUCCAGCGUGUGUUGAGGUGGCCCCUCCAGCUGUAGGCACGGCCUGUUCACAUGAAGUGGCAGCAGAGUCCAUCAUUGUGGGUGCGUCUGGAGCCGUUUACAAGAAGAAUUUACAGAUAACUGAGAGCAUGAGACAAAAUGAUUAUGAAAACUUGAAAUACCCUAUUCAGGAAACAGACACAUACUAUUCAACAGUGAACAAGAAACCUGCAGUGAAUAGAAACUAUGAUUUAGCUGAAUUCAUCAAUAUUCACAGUAUCAGCCAGGACGGGAAGUUUAUAAGGGUAGAUCUCUCUCAGAAGUGUGAAGAGGAUGAUCUACCAGGGGAGACAGAUUGUUUAUUACUGGCACAGAGAAUGAAGUGAGAGAAAAAAACAAAAGGAAAUCAGCUCUGCAUACAGAAAACCCCAGGAAAAUGAUGUGGUGGUCAUUUUCCCAGAGAUUAGUGCAUGUGCAGUAGAGAAGUCUCCAGGAACAUAGUGCGGGCGCCAUUUUCCUGGAGACCUGCACAAAGCCAAGUAUACUGCGCUGUCGUAAGUGGCUGUACACCAGCCCGAUCCUCUUUUAAACCACCCCUGGAUGACAGCGAAAUUGUGGACCACAGAAAAAAACAUCUUGUAAGGAGUAAAAACCCGCUCCUUAUAAAAAUAUACUGUAUUGCAAGUUAUUAAAGAGGUUUACUGAGAAAUGUGUUAGUUACAGCCAUUGAACAAGCCAAAAUAACAAAUAGGGGAGGAGAUAGGUUUAAAGUUCUCUGUUGACGUGAAGCCUAUUGGAUGUUCCAUCUCAGAUCCCUUGUAUGUGAUUGACUUAUCAUUCCAGGGGGUAUAUUUACUAAGGUGUGAGUUUGUGUCCAAUCAGAUUCCACUUGACCUUUAUCUACCUGCUUCUAGAAGAUAAUAGCUAGAAUCUGAUUGGUUGCUUGGGUCAACAUCUCCACUUCUAAAAACUUCACACCUUAGUAAAUAUACACCUAUGUGUUUAAUGUAUGCACUAUGUUUUCAUAUACAAGUUUUUAUUCUUUUAAAUUAUAAUUAUUUAAAAAAAAGUACAUUUUAAUGUAUUUUUAUUGUACAUGUAUUUAUUUUAUAUACAUAUAUAUAUUGCUGUAUAUAUUUCUCCUGCUUUCCCCUAUAAAUCUUAAUAAUA
Molecule: messenger RNA, 3200 nt
Organism: Pseudophryne corroboree (corroboree frog)
Lineage: Eukaryota; Metazoa; Chordata; Amphibia; Anura; Myobatrachidae
Exons: 17
Coding region: 233-2416 (727 amino acids)
Source: RefSeq, a predicted model, not a curated record